AUGGGCAGCCGACCGCGCAGUCCCACCGCCUACCCUGAGGACCCGUGGGACCCGCAGGACGGAGGACCCGGCCCUGCCAAGCGCCGCCGAACCGAGGAGCCCGCGCGCCCGAAGUCCGAGUCUGAGGCGGCGCCCAGCCUGGAUAACCUGACCUGGUCCCCGACGGCGGGCACCCUCAUCUUCGUGGCUGUCCUGCCGGCGGGAUGUGCUCUGCACGUGCUCCUGGACGACGUCGAACUGCUGCUGGAGCCCGAGCCAACGUCUGUGAGGCAAGUGUGUCUCGGAGGUCGCAUCCUCAUGCUGGUCCCCGAGGCCCUUGUGGGCUCGGGUGCGGAAGGGCCGUGGGGGCAGGGCCUAGAACCGGGCGCUCUCCUGAGCCCUCGCGAGAUCGCCUGCCAGGGAGGGGCCAGCAAGGAGGAUGCAAAUGCUGACGCUGACUUCCUGCUGGGCGAGAUGGAUGCUGCCUCAGUCCCAGUCGCUGGGCUCCGCUCUUCUGCUGCAAGUUUGACUCACUUUGACCUGUUAGACCUAGUCUCAGAGCCCUCCCCUCGGGCCUCCAAUCCUAGUCCAGAGAGAGGCUCUCCUCAGCACGCCGACAGCCUGGACUUGCACCUUCUGGAGCCCUUUCCUCCUCACCACUCCAACCUCUACCUCCUUCUCCGAGUCCAAGUCGCCAGGAGCGCCCCUGUCGCCCUCCUGGUUUUCCUUGCAAGGCCCGGAGAUGCCUGUUCCCUGAAUCCACUGCCUCCCACGAUUCCUGGACACGUGAACGGGCACCAGGGGAGAGUCUUCCGAUGUUGGUUGUGUAUAUAUUGA
Dama dama (fallow deer) is the source of this 816-nucleotide messenger RNA. RefSeq names its product proline-rich protein 23B-like. The coding region runs from base 1 to 816 and encodes 271 amino acids. The record is from RefSeq and is a predicted model, not a curated record. The transcript has 2 exons. NCBI's taxonomy places the organism in Eukaryota, Metazoa, Chordata, Mammalia, Artiodactyla, Cervidae.